Messenger RNA from Rhopilema esculentum, 1492 nucleotides. RefSeq lists its product as uncharacterized. Gene Ontology annotation, biological process: axon guidance. Lineage: Eukaryota; Metazoa; Cnidaria; Scyphozoa; Rhizostomeae; Rhizostomatidae. The record is from RefSeq and is a predicted model, not a curated record. Gene Ontology annotation, cellular component: growth cone; protein kinase 5 complex; cytoplasm. Gene Ontology annotation, molecular function: protein kinase binding; cyclin-dependent protein serine/threonine kinase activator activity.
CAAAGAUAUCCAUAAUUCAUAUAACAGAACGUAAAAAAGCUUCAUUCUUCAUGUUAGGCUGAGAAAACUGUACACAAAAAUUUUAGCAGUUGGACAAGACUGUUUGUGUUGACUAAAGAAUUGUCUGCAGAAUAUAAACUCUGGUCGGAGUUUGCCUUUGCACAUUCCACAAGAUGGGUACGAUUCUGGCAACACCAUCCAAGCUUAGCAAAAGCGAUACAGCCUUGAAGGAGACAAAUAACAACACACAAUCAAGUUUACACUCUUCAAAGCUGAACUUGAACUUUACAAAAUUCAAUUUCGUCCACGAUUGUUUACCGAAUUUGAGUGGAAAGGAAAACAAGUUCUUUCAAGAAAAAGUCUCUUCAAGUUGGUUCAGAAGCAAAAAUGAAUCUAAAAAGAAGUCCAAGAAUAAGACAACUUCCGAGUCAUACAAGAAAAUUGACAGCAUGUCGAAGUUGCAGGCACAGCCUAGACCUUCCCUUGUUAGAGAAGAAGUCUUGAGCGAAAAGAUCCAUAGGCCAAGUAGUGCAGAUACUCAAAAACUAAAGCUUCACUCAGCAUCACAACCAGAACUUGAUAAGAAUUAUGGAACUAUAAGUUUGAGUGAAACAUUAAAAUACGUUGGUUGCUAUGUCUACUUACGGUGUCGUCACAUAGAAGGCUUAAAGCCUUCAGUUUUCGUUUCAUGGGUAAAGGGAGUCGAUCGUGGCUUAGUCUAUUCAGGCUGGCAGGAGCAUGGUUUUCUUUCCCAUGCUAACAUGCUUGUGCUAUACAUGCUUCUCCGUGAGAUGAUUCGAAGUGAGAUUAAGACACUUGCACAACUCAAGGGCGUUAUCAUGAGCUGUUUGUAUAUGUGCUACUCAUACAACGGACACGAAAUAAGCUAUCCUUUAAAGCCAUUCCUGUGCGAUGCUGAUCGAGCAGGAUUUUGGAAUCGUUGUAUUCAUAUUGUCAACCACCACAGCGGAAAAAUGCUAAGAGUGAACAAAGACGUUUCGUACUACAACGAAAUCCAAGCUGAGCUGCGCAACUUUGGUCGUAGCAUCGAGCGCAAGGAAGGUUAAUUUAUGAUCUAGAUUUAGAUGCAGUCAAUUGCAAACAAUUUGCUAUGAUUCAGGAUCAACUGGAUGGUCUUCAAUAAGACACAAAAGAAAUGCUAAUGAAAAUAAACUCUGGAUUCAUAGAUGUUAACAGGGGUGGUUUUGAUAAAGAACUUUGUGAAUAUACAGCUCCGAAUUAGAAAUCUAGAAAAAUUGAGAACUGCGGACUAAUAAAACUCUAGAAGUAGUUGCUAAUUGAAAUGUAUACACUACACGGCUUGUAAAGUCGAGUGGCAGUUUAAUUGUAAAUAGUAAAAUGAAUUGUAUUGUAAAAUAUUUUGUUUUGUUGUGUAAAAUUCCCGUUUUUGUUUUGUUACUUGAAAUGUAAAAUUUUGGCGACUCUCAUUGGAAAAAAUAGUGAACGAACAUGAAAUGAGGUAGUUGAAUAA